Effrenium voratum is the source of this 740-nucleotide messenger RNA. The record is from the annotation of a GenBank genome assembly. NCBI's taxonomy places the organism in Eukaryota, Dinophyceae, Suessiales, Symbiodiniaceae.
AGCCGCUGUCAAGGGUAGACUUCCGAAUCGGAUCAAGUCCAAGCCUUAGGUUUCCAAGCCGACUCGAUGGCGGAUGAUGACCACACCUUCGAGUCCGCGGAUGCUGGCGCCUCCCACACCUACCCCAUGCAGGCGGGCGAGAUUCGCAAGGGCUCCCACCUCAUGAUCAAGGGCCGCCCCUGCAAGUGUGUGGAGGUGUCCACGUCCAAGACGGGGAAGCACGGCCACGCCAAAGCGCACAUUGUGGCCAUCGACAUCUUCACAGGCAAGAAGAUGGAGGAUCUCUGCCCGUGCUCCCACAACUUGGAUGUGCCAUUUGUGAAGCGGACAGAGUACCAGGUGCUUUCGGCCGACGCAUCCUCCGGAGAGGUGAGCCUGCUCACCGAGGCCGGCGAUACCAAGGAUGACUUGAACUUGCCGACUUUCGUGAAGAUUGGCGAGCCCACGGAAGAGGAUUCCAAGGUGGUUAAGGACCUCCUCACCGAGUUGGAGAAAGGAGACAAGGCGGUCUACGCCAUCGUGCAGAGCGCUUGCGGGGAGGAGAAGAUCAUCGCCACGAAGCUGGUCUGAGGCGAUUGAGCCAGUGAGGGUCGAAUCGCGGCUUUUGGCUCUGGCUAGGGGUCCCUGGAUGGACACAGUCCAGAAGUGUCUCUGCCCCUGAUGACAUCUGCAGAAUUUAUGGCGAGCGCACCGAUUCGAGCUCAUGGUAACGAUGCGCUUGGCUUGGAGAUCCCUUAGUU